UAGUGGUCGGCCCAAGCAAUAUGACGUGACGUGUUUUGGAGUACGGGAGAAAGGUAAAAAAACGAAUGUCAAUGUGCGAAUGAAUAGAAAACACAGCAAACCCUUGAGCAAAAAAUAGCAAUAACAACCAUAGUGUAGUGUUUGUCCCAAGCACAGUAAAAGUAAGAAAUUCAAAGAAUUGUGGGUUUUGCAAUAAAGAAACGACCAAGAAAAAAGGUUUUGUGUGUGUGUGCGUGUUUCGAGCGGUUCGUUCAAGUAGCAGGAGGCGGUUUGGCUGAUUGAAAAAGUAAACGUAGCCUGCUUUGCCAUUUUAUUUCAAAACAAGUGUUAACAUCUUAAUGGCCAGUAAAAAAAUAAUAAUAACAACAACAACAGCACAUUAUUAAUCUACGUAGCUCGGUCAAAAUCGGUACAUGAUUUAUUGUGAAUUUAAAGCAGCGCAGUCGUCAAUGUUGUUUGUGUGUGUGUGUGUGAAAAUAUUUAAAAUGUGCUAAUUAAUGGGAAUAAAUGAAGAAUAGUGCAACCACAAAAAAGUCAUAAUUAAUUGUGAAUAAGCAAAGUUUGUUUUUUUCCCAAUCGUUAAUUGCAUAGCGUGAAUUUGGGAUUUAUUUCUCCUACCCUAGAAUGUAAUCUCGAAUUACAACAAGUUGAAGUGUCAUUUUAUAAAUGAAUGAAAUAAAAUAUUGAAUUAAAUUACCGAAUAGUGUUUUUAUUGUUAGUGUAAAAUAAGUGGAUUAGUUGGGUUCAAAAACCUCUACACAAAGCCAGCCAAUCAAUCGUGUCAUUUUAUUAAUUGAUUUCGAUUUUGACUAGAUUUACAUUUUGGAAUAAACAGCAACAUCGGCAGCAUCGGAUUUCGAAUCAAAAUCAACGUUAAAAAAUUCAAACAAAACUGAAUCCGCCAAAUGAUAAUGUUCAAUAAAAUAUAGAUGCCAUAAAAAAAGUGAAAAUAAAAACAUUAAAAAAAAUGUCCAUAACUCCCCAAAAGUAUCGUCCCAGUAUUGCCUCCAUUGACGAAGUAGAUGAUCGUAAUUUAAAAAUGGAUGAUGCCAAGCAACAGAUCGAGGGUAGUGAAACUGCACCGCUGACCACAAAUCAAUUGAAAUUGAAUAUCGAUGCGAAUGUGGCGGCCAAAGAUUUGGAGGCGCAAAAUGCUCAACAUGAAAACGAAGCUCAGGCUGAGACACCAAUAUCCGGAGGGCCGGGAUCGAUAAAUGGUUUUAGAGGUCGCCGUUCGUUUGAUGCCCUCAAGAGUUUGUCGCGCAAACGUCGUAUACUCUACAUCACCACUGCCUGCCUGUGUGCCACGCUGCUAAUUAUCAUCAUCAUGAUGAUUGCAUUCUGGCCCGAAGUGCCAUUCUAUUUGAAGGCUGAGUUAUGUUUGGAGAAAGAGUGCGUGGAGGCUAGUCGCCAGAUACUGUUGUGGUCGAAUACAACGAAAUGUCCCUGCCACGAGACGUAUGAAUGGGCCUGUGGCAAUUUCGAUCGUGAAUAUGGUGAGAAUGAUUAUUAUGUCAUCAAGAAAGGGGAAUGGAAUUAUAAGACUUUUAAUGAAUAUCAAGAACUCAACGAAUUAAAUCGUUUCAUAUCCAUGCUGCCAGCCUCGACGGGUUCAUAUUCCGUUGAAUCAAUGAUAUCGAAUUUAUAUCGUUCCUGUCGCGAAAUUGACUCCCUGGAUAAGUCACAAUCGGAAAUGUUACUCAAAAAGGCAAUGCAAUCAAUAGAGGGUUGGCAGGCAUUACGCGAUACCAAGAGCAUACAAUUUUGGGAUUAUCGUAAAGCGUUGGUUCACUUACAAGCGGCCUAUGGCAUAUUUCCCUACUACAAGGUUUCCGUUGAGAAUCGUUUCAACAAGCCCCACGAAUACAUUAUUACAUUAGAUGAAGGAGAAUUCGGUUUGCCGGACAAAUAUUUCUAUAAUGCCGAUCGAAAUGAUGAGAUUGUCAAAGGCUAUAUUUUGUUGCUACGCGAUUUUGCCAUUAACAUGGGCAUUGUUUCCAAACAGGCUGAACUCUUUGCCGAUGAUGUUUUCAAUUAUGAGAAACGUAUUGUAAAUCAUUUGGAUGUUGUCAAAUCGUCAUCUGGAGAAAAACGUUUAAAUGAAAUCAAGACUUUAGUGGAAAUAAAAACCAUAGCUCCAUCGCUACCCAUAGCGGAAACCUUGCAAGCUCUCUUCCCUCAUACCAAAAUUAACGAUGAUACAGAAGUUUUGGUAAGAGAUGUUGAUGUGCUAAAUGAACUGUCUACGAUUGUUUCCACCUCUGACAAAAAGCCCAUAAAUAAUUUCAUUAUUUGGUCGCUGGCACGCCACCUACUUCCCCAUUUGUCAAUGGAAUAUCGUAACCUGGUAGAGGCCUUUGACCACUCAGUGUAUGGAAGGACUUCCACAUAUCCACGAUGGAUGGUGUGUGCAAAAACUGUUCGAGAUUGGUUACCCUUUGCCGUGGAUGCAGUCAAGCAGAAAAAUCAAGAGGAAUUGGCAUCGAAGUUUCUGCCCUCUCACCUUAAGGACAACAAUGGCUUGAAUAAAACAUCGGGCAAUGAUGAGUUCUUGAAGUUGAUGUACUAUAGUUUACGCAAUCAAUUGGAACAAUCUGUUGAGGAAGCCAAUUGGAUAAGUGGAGAUGUUAAGAAGUACAUCAAUGAAAAACUUACCACAAUGCGUUUACAAAUUGGCAUACCCGAAGAAGUUCUAUCGAAUAAAAGCUACACCAAGGAUUACUACAACGAACUGCUGCUGAGCAAUUUGUAUUUUGUCGAACAUCUACAAUCGAUUUGGAGUUUUCGUAUGGCUCGCAUGGAAGAUAAACUCAAGGCAUUGAACAUCAUUGAUACCAUCAUUUCCGAAAUGUAUACCUCCGAAGAACCGCCAUUGGUUGCCUAUUCCAAACUACUCAAUAUGUUGGUCAUAUCCCGUGGCAUAGCCUCAUCUGGUUAUUACGAUUAUCGCUAUCCAGUUGCUGUUAAUUUUGCCCGUAUCGGCUCCGAUAUCUUGGAGGUCCUAAUGGAUGCUGUAAUGACCUUCGUUGAACAGUACAAAGCCGAUAACAAUGAUUUACAUUUGCACAUCGAUUUGGGUAAUGUUGAUAUUGGUUGUAUCACCGCUGAGGAGCAUAAUCGAGAGGAGUUACAAGAAUUAUCAACGAAUGCCCUCAAAAGUUUCCACAUCACACUGAGUGGGGCAAAAAUUACAGCCAAGGCAUUGAGCUCAUUUCUGGCGGCCAUUGACACGGCUUCACCCAUUGUGGGGGCCUCUUUCGACCAGCUGCAUACCUAUGAAAGUUUAAGGCUUACUCAACGUCUACGCAUCCCCGGUCUGAGGUCUUAUAAUGAAAAUGAACUCUUCGCCUUAGCCUAUAUGCAGAAACAUUGUAGUACUUCAAUAGCGGAUAAGGAUUAUGCGAAAAUUAAACCCCAUGUCGAACAACAAUUGGCUGAGAAAUACUUAUUUAAUGCCACCUGGAAUCAUAUACAAUUUCUACCCCUCGCCUCUAGUUGUAGGGUUCCACCAGUACGCUGCUCAAAUAUUCUAUAAUUUAUUAUAAAUUUUUUUUUAAAUUUCCUAACUAGACUUUGAUGCCUGAAUUUCAAUAAAAUGACAAGGCUAAGGGCAAAAUAGAGGUCCAAAAAGGUUUUAUGAUUUGUUUGAUUUUGAAUUUUUGCCAGAAAGUGAUUUGUAUCCAAAUUGUAUUGGCUAGCAAAAUUCUUUAUCAAACGAGCUCAUAAGACCUUCAAACACCUUAUCCCACAACUUGCCAUUAUCCAAUUUACACAUAAAAAGAAACAUACACAUACAUAUAAAUAUGUAACACCACACCACACAAAUAUGUAACACCACCAUCAUUCCGAUUCUCCUCUUAUUUCCAUACCCCAUAGUUCCAUAGUUUUCACAGUUUAGACUAAGAGACAAGUUUUUUUAAGUAUUUUCCUUCUAAAUAUUUUUUUACACAAUGUUCACAUUUAACAAUUCUAGUUUUAUAUAUAUAUAUAUUUGUAUAUCUAUAAAUACUAGUAUUUUUUAAAUAACUUCUGAUACUAGAAAUCACAAAUUUUUGAAAUUUUUUUUGUUAACUAUUCCAUAGGUAUAGAGUUUAAACACCUACGACUUACAUUACAAACAAAUAA
Molecule: messenger RNA, 4125 nt
Organism: Musca domestica (house fly)
Lineage: Eukaryota; Metazoa; Arthropoda; Insecta; Diptera; Muscidae
Gene: goe
Product: protein gone early
Exons: 14
Coding region: 968-3535 (855 amino acids)
Biological process (GO): protein processing
Cellular component (GO): plasma membrane
Molecular function (GO): metalloendopeptidase activity
Source: RefSeq, a predicted model, not a curated record